ACCAAAUUACAACAAAUCAAAAAGAUAGAGGAGACAAACGCACCGAACUCUGCUAAAAAAGAGAGGGAAAACCCUCCCCUCCAAGCCUCCCUCUGCAUCCUUUUCUUGCUUCUACACGGAGAGUGAGAGAGAGCCUUUCUUUAACCAAAAAUCCUUCUCUUAAUGUCACUUUCAGUUUGUUCUUGCCUUCAUCCUCAACUACUUUACUCUUCUACUCUUUCUUCUUUUUUCUAACCAACCCAUCACCUUACUCUGUUUAACUUGAUCGCUUUUUCUUGCACGCCACUCUUCUCUCUUUGUUACUGACAAAACCCACAAAAAAAAAACCAAAUUUGAGUACCCAUUUGUGUUUUCUUGAGAAAACCUUGAGAAAGUAACGAUGGGAAAUUGUUUUACUAGUUCAAAGCAAUCAAUGGCAGAGUUAGCUCCUUGUGAUUUCAUCAAAUCAACCCCGGCCGUCCAAUUAUACGGUGACCCCACCAGUUCUUUCACUCUCUACCUUCAUCUUGCUCUUCUUUACAAGACUAGAGCGCUUCAAUUUACACCCACUAAUGACCCGAUUCCAGUGGUCCAAUUCGGGCCCGAAACAGUUUCGGGUCCCCGAGAGAUGAUGGUUCGGUUCAUUGAUGUGAAGUUGCCGCAACCGCCGUUGAUGGUGGUGGUGGAAGAGGGAGGUGAAACGGCGGCGUUGGUGGUUAAAAUGGUGGCGAUGCAACAUAGGAGUGUGGUGUGGCAUUUGGAGAGGAUGGUGUGGUGGAGUGAGGAUUUGGUGACACGUGGUGGGAAGAAGAAUGGUGAUCCGACUAUGGGGAGUGCGAGGAUGGAGGUGAGGAAGUUUGGGAAGAGUUAUUCGCAGUUGCUAGAGGUCAUGAUUGAGCACGCGCAGAUGGAGGAGCGUGUGCUUUUUCCACUUCUCGAAACGGCUGAGAGAGGGCUGUGUAAAGCUGCAAAUGAGGAGCAUGGAAGGGACCUACCCAUCAUGAAUGGAAUCAGAGAAGACAUGAAAUCAAUUGGAGUUCUAGACACUGGGAGCAAUGACUACCGAGAGGCUCUUCGAAACCUUUCCACUCGGCUCAAAUCAUUGCUGGAUCAUAGCAAAGAGCACUUCCAGGAGGAGGAGCGAGAUGUAUUACCAUUGAUGGAGGCUCUGGAACUGGGAAAAGAUCAGCAAUUGAGGGUAUUGGAGCAAUGUAUUGAUGUGAUGCAAGGGACUCACUCGCAUUUGUUCAGCUUUUUUAUUGAAGGUCUUCUCCCUCGAGAAGCCAUGCAGUACCUGGAUUUGAUUACAAGGUGUAAAGAGGAAAAACUCGUGGCCUCCAUGCUUCGCAGGAUUAUUGAGUAGGGUGCAGAAGUAGCUACAUUGAUAUGGUACGUAGAGUGGAAUGCUGGUUUUUUCUUAAUGUUCAUAGAGAUAAAAAGAAGUCGUGUGCUCUUAUAUAGCUGAAGCAAAAGGUAUUUGUUUUGUGGCUUGUGCGGCCAGUGGUGCCAUUUCGAAACUGUUAUUUGUAAGCAAUGGAACUUUGUCCCGUCAAGGAUUGAGAAGUAAUUGGGAGUUUGAUGAAUCACAGCGGGCAAAAGACUUGCAGGACUUGUAGUUUCAUUUUUGGUUGAUGUUAUUUGGCAUACUUCGCUUGGACCCCAGGCUUGGCUCAUAAAGCAUGGUGUUUCUCAUGGAAUGCUAGAAAGAUUACUUCGCAGAAAACACAUUACGGUCAAGAUUCAUUUCACCGAUGGACUCAUUGGCAUACUUCUUGCUUCUCAAACCUGUCGAAUCAGAAUUGCUUCACCUCAUCGAUUACCCGUGGCCAUGGUCUGUAAAACACCUCGUUUGCAGAGUUCAUUUAUCCCUUUGAGAACUUAUUCAUUGAGGUGGAAUUUCAUGUUUAUGGAAGAGACUUGGUUAAGUCUAUGAUCAAACUGACUUCCAAAUACCGAUAUCUGGUUUGAUUUUGGUGAGGUGAAGGUUGAUUGUUUGUUGUCUUUUGAAGGGUAGAAGGAAGGGUAAUUGUAAUUUGUGAAUGCCAUACUUCUCCUGCUUAGUCUCUUAUGUGUUUCGAAAUAAAAAAUGGUGUGACUUGAUAUGA
Molecule: messenger RNA, 2084 nt
Organism: Populus trichocarpa (black cottonwood)
Lineage: Eukaryota; Viridiplantae; Streptophyta; Magnoliopsida; Malpighiales; Salicaceae
Exons: 3
Coding region: 380-1342 (320 amino acids)
Source: RefSeq, a predicted model, not a curated record